Molecule: messenger RNA, 7563 nt
Organism: Dreissena polymorpha
Lineage: Eukaryota; Metazoa; Mollusca; Bivalvia; Myida; Dreissenidae
Exons: 6
Coding region: 554-2404 (616 amino acids)
Source: RefSeq, a predicted model, not a curated record
GAGUUACACAAAUUCAGCUAUAUUUAUUUACAGUGUUUUGCAUUUGUAUUCUAGUCAUCAUAUAUUGUUAGUUUUUUAUGUACCGGUAAUAAGCUAGUCUUUUAAAUUUUGUUUUGCAAAAAACAUGUGUGGACAUGCAUUAAAUUAACACUUUUUCUGCUAUAAGAAACUAGUCUUUUGAAAUGUCAAUUUGCCAAAAUCAUGAUUAGAUUUAGAUAUUCAUUGUAAAAACCGCCAUCAAAGAUUUUUCAGAUAAUUUAUUGCAUACCCUAGAAGCACGAUUGCAGAUUUUUUAAUGAAUUUUUAGCCUAGCAUCAUUUUAUAAUUAUGUGGCGGUAAAACGUCACUGAAGUGCCAGUAUAUUCAAGAACAUAACUAUAGACUUCCAGUAACAGAAGUUGUGGUCUAAUAUCUAGUCAGAAAUUUGAAGGGCGUAUCAAGAAAAACAUGUGGUCUAUAAUUGAGUUGUGAAAGAGGAAUGACUAGCAUUAUGCAAAAAUGGGUUUUAUGUCAUAUGCAGCCAUGGUAGAUCUUGACUAGUCUGCAAGGUUUCAUGUUCUCACUAGCGGACACGGUACCUCAAGACCUGCAAGGUUUCAUGUUCUCACUAGCGGACACGGUACCUCAAGACCUGCAAGGUUUCAUGUUCUCACUAGUGGACACGGUACCUCAAGACCUGCAAGGUUUCAUGUUCUCACUAGCGGACACGGUACCUCAAGACCUGCAAGGUUUCAUGGUCUCACUAGCGGACAUGGUACUUCAAGACCUGCAAGGUUUCAUGGUCUCACUGGCGGACACGGUACUUCAAGACCUGCAAGGUUUCAUGGUCUCACUAGCAGACAUGGUACCUCAAGACCUGCAAGGUUUCAUGUUCUCACUAGCGGACACGGUACCUCAAGACCUGCAAGGUUUCCUGGUCUCCCUGGAGGACACGGUACUUCAAGACCUGCAAGGUUUAAUGUUCUCACUAGCGGACAUGGUACCUCAAGACCUGAAAGGUUUCCUGGUCUCACUGGCGGACAGGGUACUUCAAGACCUGCAAGGUUUCAUGGUCUCACUAGCAGACACUGUACCUCAAGACCUGCAAGGUUUCAUGGUCUCACUAGCAGACACUGUACCUCAAGACCUGCAAGGUUUCAUGUUCUCACUAGUGGACAUGGUACCUCAAGACCUGCAAGGUUUCAUGGUCUCACUAGCGGACACGGUACCUCAAGACCUGCAAGGUUUCAUGUUCUCACUAGUGGACAUGGUACCUCAAGACCUGCAAGGUUUCAUGUUCUCACUAGCGGACACGGUACCUCAAGACCUGCAAGGUUUCAUGGUCUCACUAGCGGACACGGUACCUCAAGACCUGCAAGGUUUCAUGUUCUCACUAGUGGACAUGGUACCUCAAGACCUGCAAGGUUUCAUGGUCUCACUAGCGGACACGGUACCUCAAGACCUGCAAGGUUUCAUGUUCUCACUAGUGGACAUGGUACCUCAAGACCUGCAAGGUUUCAUGGUCUCACUAGCAGACACGGUACCUCAAGACCUGCAAGGUUUCAUGGUCUCACUAGCGGACACAGUACCUCAAGACCAGCAAGGUUUCCUGGUCUCACUGGCGGACACAGUACCUCAAGACCUGCAAGGUUUCAUGGUCUCACUAGCGGACAUGGUACCUCAAGACCUGCAAGGUUUCCUGGUCUCACUAGCAGACACAGUACCUCAAGACCUGCAAGGUUUCAUGGUCUCACUAGCGGACACAGUACCUCAAGACCUGCAAGGUUUCAUGGUCUCGCUAGCGGACAUGGUACCUCAAGACCUGCGAGGUUUCCUGGUCUCACUAGCGGACACAGUACCUCAAGACCUGCAAGGUUUCAUGGUUUCACUAGCGGACACAGUACUUCAAGACCUGCAAGGUUUCCUGGUCUCACUAGCAGACACAGUACCUCAAGACCUGCAAGGUUUCCUGGUCUCACUGGCGGACACGGUACCUCAAGACCUGCAAGGUUUCAUGGUCUCACUAGCGGACAUGGUACUUUUAGACCUGCAAGGUUUCAUGGUCUCACUGGCGGACACAGUACCUCAAGACCUGCAAGGUUUCAUGGUCUCGCUAGCGGACAUGGUACCUCAAGACCUGCAAGGUUUCCUGGUCUCACUGGCGGACACAGUACCUCAAGACCUGCAAGGUUUCAUGGUCUCACUAGCGGACAUGGUACUUUUAGACCUGCAAGGUUUCAUGGUCUCACUGGCGGACACAGUACCUCAAGACCUGCAAGGUUUCAUGGUCUCGCUAGCGGACAUGGUACCUCAAGACCUGCAAGGUUUCAUGGUCUCACAAGCCGACACGGUACCUCAAGACCUAACUGCGGGAAUGUGUAGGCUGAACAGGAGCUACCAUGGUUGCAUAUGGCUUAUAACAUGAUAACCAUUUUACGCACAAUGCAGGUGAAAUAUUGUAGUCUAUUGCAUAGUAGUUAUUCGGCAAAAAUGUAGUAUGUGGACUAGUUGCAAACAAGAACGUUGUAGUAGUUUGUUCUUGGGGUAGGGUGUCAGGUUGUUUAAUACCUUUUAUUGUUAAUGUAGCUAUUAUUUGUUGCUAAUUAUUUAUUCACUCUUGUUGUUAAUAUUAUUCACGUUUUUUUUGUGUUAUUUCUUGUGUACUGUUGUAGUAAUUUCUUGAAAUUUAACAGCCAAUCUGGUUUGUAUGGUGAAAUAGAUACAAGAACAAAAAUUAAACCAUUGCAAAAAAUUAAGAUUGUUUGAAAACAUUAAAUGUUUUUUGGGAGGUAAUAAUGAGGGUUAAAGUUAGUUAAACUAUAUACAGACAAAUAAGCAGAUCUGUAUUUGUAUACAAAAAAACAAGAAUUGAAGUCACCAUAUAAUUGCAUCAUUAUGCAUGAAGUGUGUAAAUGUUGUUAAAUAGCUUGUUUUUUGCGAGACAUUACUACUUCAGUAAUACAUGUGAUUUUUGUACCUAGGUUGUACAUGCACAAUAUUUAAUGUUUCAAUUAUUGAGUUGUACGUUAGUGUUUUUCCAGUUCCUUUCACAUUUUAAUACUUAAAAAAAAUAAAAAAAUAUUUAUGAGCUUUUGAUUAAUUCCAUCAUUGUAUUAUAUACCAAUUUGGUACUGUUUCCUGUAAUUUUAUAUGAGAUCCCUUUGAAUAUGACUUCCAUAUUUUUGAGAUACUUCAACAUUUUGAUCUUGGUCUGUUGAUUAAAGCACUUUCAUUUAGUUGCCCAGUAUGCAGCAUACCCGUCAAACUAUUAAACAGAGUCAUAUUUUAAUACAUAUAUUUAAUUUUUUCAAUUGAAAUUGUUUAUUUUUCUUCCAAACAGUUUGGUAGAGUUAUGAAAAUAAUACCAAGAUGUGCUUAUAAAGUGAUUGUUUUACCAUGUACCAUUCAUUCCAGAUAGUUGAAAUUGAAUAGAUUAUUUUUGUACAAACCCAACACCCCCUCGUGUUCAUUGACUUGAAAGAAAGUCGUUUGUUAACCAUUCUUCCAAACUUGCAUACAAUGUAGUUAAUAGAUGGCAUACUUCCUAUAUAAAAUCAUUUUUUACAUAAUAAGCUUGUAAUGAUUAUCCUUGUAGAUACAUAAUACAUAUUGUUGAAAAAAUUUCCUACUUCGUUCAAUAACAAUCUGCUUUAAAAAUACGUUGAUUCGAAGUUUGUGAUUAUUUAAAGUCGAUGCAUAGUUACUUUAUAUCGAACAUUUAAUAAAUCAAAAUGUUCACCCAACAGAAGGUAGAACCAGGAUGAGACAACAAGAUAAUCAUGCCUUAUCUUUCUUACUUUUACGCAUAUGCAUUAUGAAAUAAUGAAGCUUUAAAACACGAGUGUUCAAAUGAUCAUUUUAAUCACGUUUUGGAUAAAUCACUAGAUUUUGUUUUUGAAAUGUAUUUUUGUGGCUAUUUUCAUACUUAUCUAGAAAACUGGUUGUUGUCAAUAGAAUAUAUUCUAGUCUUUGUGGCUGUACUGAACACGUUGUGAGAAAUUUGUUGUGAAUAUUUUACCUGCCUAUAUCUAUAUUUAUAUUUUCCAAUAAAUAUUUUCUAUAUUUAUGAAAAGUUCCAUUUUAGUUGCCCUGUCCUUAAUUUAAAUGUGGUAGUGUCUAUAUUAACAUACAACAAGAUAAUGAAGAUGUUGUAUUAUAUUUUAUGAAAAGAACCAGCAAACAAACAUUUUUGUUAUUUUGACUAAAACGAAGUCGCAAUCGAUUUCAUGCUCAAUUUUUAUUCAAAACUGUCUCAUAAUUUUUCUUCAUAAAUGUCUAUAUGCAUUACCCAAAGGUACAUAAAUAAAUAUAUAUUUAAAUUUAAUAAACUUUUUAUUGAUUUUUAAUUUGAGUGACAAAUACUAUAAGUUAUUUGAUACUGAGGUCAAAUAAAUAUUUGACUGUAUCUUAUGUUUGUAAAUUUUUGAAGAAGUGUGCAUUGAAAGAAAUACUAUGGGAUAGACAAUCUCAAUUCUUUGUUAAAAGUAUUCUACCUCAAAGUUUAAUUUCUGCUAUAGAAAAUUUUCGUACCAAUCUUAAAAGUUUAUAGAACAAUACCUCAGAUAUUUAGCAAUUUCUGAUUCACCCGAAAACAUUAUAUUUGUUUGCAAUUUUAAUGUUGGUGUUUCACAGUAACUGAAUAGUUCCCAGUUGUUUUUGUAAAUAAAAGCCACUAUUUAUUUCUGGAGUAAAAUCUUGAAGUUUACAUUGAAAAAGAAUUGAAAUCAUAUUAAUUGUUAGCUGUCAAAAGUAAGAACAUUUUUAAAGCUAUGUUAUCAAAGAAUACUUUUGUACUAUAUGUCAUUAUCUGAAAAAAAUUGUAAGAAAAAGUAGAACUUUUUAGUUCACCUGAUCACAAUGUGCCCAUGAUGAGCGCUUUUGAUCGCCUUUUGUCCUUCAUGAGUUGUGAGGCAUCAACAUUUGCCUUGUGAACACUCUAGAGGCCACAUCUAUUGCCCGAUGUUCAUGAAAUUUGGUCCGAAGAUUUUUACCAAUGACAAGUUCAAAAAUGGUUCCUGUUGCUUGAAAAACAUGGCCGCAAGGGGGGCGGGAAAUGUUGGUCUUAAAUGGCUUUAGUGAAAACUUGUUAACACUCUAGAGGCCACAUUUAUUGCCCAAUCAUCAUGAAACUUGGUCAGAAGAUUUGUACCAAUGAUAUCUUGGACGAGUGUGAAAAUGGUUCUGGUUGCUUGAAAAACAUGGCCGCCAGGGGGGGGGGGGGCGGGCCUUUUUCCUUAUAUGGCUAUAGUAACAAUUUGUUAACACUCAAAAAGUCACAAAUAUAUUCCAAUCUUCAUGAAACUUGACCAGAACAUUUGUUCUAAUGAUAUUUUGUAGUUGUUUGAAAAUUGGCCUGGUCUGUUGAAAAACAUGGCUGCCAGAGGGUGAGGCAUUUUUCCUUAUAUGGCUAUAAUCAACCUUGUUAACCCUAUUGAGGCCACAUUUAUUGUCGGUAUAUCAUGAAACUUGAUAUAGUCAAAACUUGUUAACCCUCUUAAAGUCACGUUAAUUGUCUGAUUUUCUUGAAACUUGGUCAGAUCAUUUGUUUUUAUGAUAUCUUGGAUGAUUUUGAAAAUGGUUCUGGUCUGUUGAAAAACAUGGCCGCCAGGGGGCGGGGAAUUUAUCCUUACAUGGCUAUAGUAAAACAUUGUAAGCACUAUAAAAGUUACAUUUAAAAAUCACUCUUCAUGAAACUUGUUUAGAACAAUUGUUCUAAUGAUAUCUUGGGCUUCAAAGAACAGGUCAGUUCCUUUGUAUCUCAGGUGAGCGACUAUGGUCCUUUCAGGACCUCUUAUGCAAUUACUGGUACUGAAGGUCUGAUCUUAAAGCACUUUUUAGUUAUCCUUUUUGAGUGUUUUCUCAAUAUGGCAAUUGCUAUGAAACUAAAACUCAAUAAAAGAUAAAAAUAAGAUUUGCAUUUAAGUUAGAAAGACGAGGAAACUGUUUAUAUAUCAAGAACCAAUCUUUUUAUGUUCUUCUUGUUAUGGGUUUUGUCCAAGUAUUUUGUUGUAGAGUAAUCAAUUUGUGUUUGUGGUAAAAUUGUGUAGCGUGAACAGCUUUCUAUUUAUAGGUGAAUCUGGAAUUUGUAUUUUCAUAUUUUUCUACAGAAUAAAAAACUUGAUUUUAUUUAAAGAUUAUUUUUAUAGAAUUUUUGGUACAGUGUCCGUGUUUUUGUAUACAAAGCAUAUAAAUAUUGUGUUUGUAUCGUAUGGUUAUCAGUAUGUAGGUUUUUUAUGUAGAAAUUACUGUAUUAACACCCCUUUGAGGCCUAAAAUAAAAUAUAUGCUUCUUCACAAUCUCAUAUACAUGUACAUGACUUAUAGUGAUGGGGGGUAAAAUAAAUAUGGAAAAGAAAUCUUUAAAUUUGACCAACCAUGAACUACUCGUACAACAACUUUGUAACAAAAGUUGAUGUCAACGUUACAGUUACGUAACAGCUCAAAACAUUAUCAAUAUUUUCAAAUUUAAAUACAGCAAAUAUACUUCAAAGAACCAUGAAGGUAUUUAAAAGAUUUUUGCAUUGCAAUAAAAACAUUCUUACUCAAAUUUGGCGUGAUAUUUGAGCUAUAAACAACUUCUGAAAGGCAAUUAUUCCAAUUUCAAUACAGUCUAAUACAAAUGUCAGAAACUUCGAAAUAUAUUUACAGUAUAAAUAAUAUACAUGAUAUUGACAAAUUGUUACAGUAUUGUGUUUUAAAUUCACAAGAACAAAAUGGAAAGAAAAACAAAUCACAUGGAAACAGGAACUUAUUUCCGAUGGAUUUAUUAAAUGUUCUAGUGGACACAAUGCCUUUAAACAUUUCUCAAAUAAGUAACAGUCUUUCGGGUUUUGGCAAUAUUUCAAGAUGAGAUGUGGGAAGAGCAACUACACUAUUUUAUUUCAGGCCUCUUCUAAAGCAUCUCUAUCAUUACUUUAUUGAUAAUGCCGUCUUUUGAUACAACUUCUAAUUGGUGAUCCCAACCUGUUCAUUUGAUUUGUUACAUUAUUUUUGUAAAAGAAUGCUAAUUUCUCUUUAAAGUUUGUCCAAGAUUUUGGUACGCACGCCAAUGUUUUAUCAUGGUUUGUAUGUCACUUAUAUAUCCAUAGAUUGAUUUAUUUUAAAACCAAACUAGGAGGCAUGGUCUAUAAAUGUAAGGCUUAAAGAAGAGAAGAUUCAUUAAUAAUAAUAUUAACUUCUGUGUUGCCUCUUAAUUUAUGGUAAGAAAGUAAUGAACUUGAGUAAAACAUAGGUUAUAAUUUGUUUGACUAAACUAAUAAUAUUAUUUAAAGAAGUGUUGAUAAUUAUAUUUUAGUUCUAAGUUUUAAAUGAUGAAGUAUAAGGGGCAUAGUAUAUUUGCAAAGGGUCUCAAUAUAAAACCAGUAAUACAAACAAUUUUAUUUUAUUUACUUAAGCUGUAAAAUGACUUGUUUAAACUGUCAAUUACAUUGCCAUGUUCUUUUUCAUUAUAUUGAUGCACAUUGCUUCUAGCACUUGACAUGUUCAUUACAGCACUAGACACCUUUAAACACUGUUAUAUUUUUACCACUGAUUUUUUUUAAACAAUAAUCUGCCCAAAUCUUCAAUAAAGUUUUGUUUGACAUAA